UCACAACCACAACCACAUAAGCAUCACGCCAUGCCUGACCACCAGUGGCCACUUGCUUCACCACCUUAUCUCCACUAGACUUAAAACACCAUUCUGGAGGAAUACUGAAGUUUUCUAUAUAUAUACACACACAUAACCCUGAUUCGUAACUAACGUCAAGUAAACUAGCAGAUCCAGAAAUCUUUUUCAAUUGGUUCAUUUUGUUUCAAAAACCCCAGGAUCCACCCCUGGUCAAGUACCUUCAACAAAAGAACACGUGGAACAGCCGGACCAACCACAGACAUGAUCAUGGAGUCGGAGAAGGAGGGAGAGUUUUGGUUCCCGAAAUGCUACUGGUUAAAAGAGACUAACCUUUGUUGGUUCAUGGGAAUGCUUUUGUUGGGUGCCUGUGCACCCUUUGUGUAUGACCCGGACGCAUUUCGGGUUUCAGUGGUGUUGUCUUUCUUGAGCGGUUUUGGUGUGACCCUAGGUUAUCAUAGACUACUUACACACCGCGGUUUUAAGGUCCCUAAGUUAAUUGAGUAUUUCUUUGCUUAUUGUGGUGCUCAUGCACUCCAGAGAGAUCCAAUUGUAUGGGUAAGGACACACAAGCUCCAUCACAAGCAUGCAGAUACACAAAUGGACCCUAAUAGUCCUACCCAAGGUGUAUGGUUAAGUUACCUUGGUUGGUUCCUAUACAACGACUAUGUUGCUACCAAGUGUGGAGAAGUAUCAAAUGUUUCGGAGCUAGAAGCACAAGGUUUCUAUCGGUUUCUUCAUGACACAUACUUUUGGCACCCCACGGCACUUGCAACAUUGUUAUACCUUUAUGGGGGCUUUCCUUACUUGGCUUGGGGAAUGGGCAUGCGAAUAAUGGUGUCACACUUGACGACUUACAUUCAAAACUCUGUUAACCAUAGUUGGGGUGAAAGGGCUUGGAACACCCCCGAUACUUCCACGAAUAGUUGGUGGGUGUCGAUGCUAUGUUUGGGAGAGGGUUGGCAUAACAAUCACCAUGCUUUUCCAAAAUCAGCUCGACAUGGACUCGAAUGGUGGCAAUUGGACCUCACAUGGGAGUUGAUCAAGCUUCUUACGGUUUUUAGACUCGUGACAGAUGUUAAGGUACCCACAGAGGUCGAUAAAAGAAGAAUGGCAUCAUUGGUCCCAACCAACAACAACUGAAAAUAGAAGCCUUAACCGAUCAUGAUUAGUAUUAUGUUGGAGCUGAUAACUCUAUCACAAAACGUUUAGCAUAGGCCAUCAAUAGGGGUUUGUUUAUGGCUUCAUAAUCAUUUGAUUUAGAUAUUGUUUCUGGAGUUGUGUGGUAUGCUAUGUUGAAAAAUUUUAGUGUCCUAUCAUUAUUUGGAUCAUGUGGACCAUGGUUAUAUAUAUCUCCUCGUUUCUCUCA
Molecule: messenger RNA, 1387 nt
Organism: Helianthus annuus (common sunflower)
Lineage: Eukaryota; Viridiplantae; Streptophyta; Magnoliopsida; Asterales; Asteraceae
Product: palmitoyl-monogalactosyldiacylglycerol delta-7 desaturase, chloroplastic
Exons: 7
Coding region: 283-1161 (292 amino acids)
Biological process (GO): lipid metabolic process
Cellular component (GO): endoplasmic reticulum membrane
Molecular function (GO): oxidoreductase activity, acting on paired donors, with oxidation of a pair of donors resulting in the reduction of molecular oxygen to two molecules of water
Source: RefSeq, a predicted model, not a curated record